This is a messenger RNA of Prunus avium (sweet cherry), 1030 nucleotides long. RefSeq lists its product as uncharacterized. The record is from RefSeq and is a predicted model, not a curated record. Gene Ontology annotation, cellular component: nucleolus. Gene Ontology annotation, biological process: maturation of SSU-rRNA from tricistronic rRNA transcript (SSU-rRNA, 5.8S rRNA, LSU-rRNA). NCBI's taxonomy places the organism in Eukaryota, Viridiplantae, Streptophyta, Magnoliopsida, Rosales, Rosaceae.
UAAAACGCGAGAUUUUUCUACAUUUUUUAGUUUCACUUUUUUUCUUUUUCGCGCGAUUCAAACCUCUCUCAACUCUUGCUCCGCCUCCUCCCUCCUCUCUCAAUUUCACUCGUUCAGUACUGCCAUCGUCCACUUUCCAUUAAAGGUUAUUGGGUUUUACAAAAUUGUGCAAUACUUUGUUCCUUCAAAUUGUUCGAAGAAGCCCAAAAAAUGCAUAAGAAUAAGGGAAGAAACAAAGGGAGACCCUCUACGAGACAAAUGGAUAGGAAGGACCAAAACAUGGAAACUGAUAACCAAGAAAUUGCCACUGAGAUCCAAAAAAUGGACAUGAGGAAGAUUUCGAAACAGAUUGAGCUUUUGGGUUCUUCUCAUAUGACAUGGAAGCAAAGGAAGGAGUUGGAGAAUAGGAAAGUGAUUUCUCUAGGUGGAAAGCCUCCAAAGAAGCAGAGACUUCCUCUAAGUAUAGCAAGAGUGGUAAUGAAGAAUCAAAAGGAAAGGGAGAAAAAACUGCUGGAACAGAAUAUGGUUCUUGGACGUUUUGGUGGCAAUUUCAGUGGUGGUUCUAAAAGAUCAAUGGAGAAGCAAAGGCCUGAGAACAGGGUUCUGAAAGCAAGUGAAGGUCGCUUUAGAAAUGGUGUACUUGAUGUUAAGCAUUUGUUACAUGCAACUCCAUCUAGAGACCGCAGCGCUGGUGCCCAUGUGUUUAGAGAGAACAAGAAGGGAAAUGGAAAGCAGAACAAAGGUAAGAAAAUGAUCGGUAUGGGCCCUUGAAUGCAUGAAGAUGGAAAAUCGUUUCGAACAAAAGAGCAGAAAGAUUUUGCUUCUAUUUGUUCUCCUAUUGGCAUUUGAGCUCAAAUAGUAGUGUGAUCCAUCCUACAACUACUUGUACUGACAUUAGUAAUUAGCAUAGAGUUAGAAAAUCUUCUCUUUCUGUGUUUUUCUUCCUUGCGCUUAGAAAUGUUUGCAAUACUUGCCCCUGAAUUUUGUUUUCUACCAUUUGAGGCUAGACUAGCCAAAUGCCUAUAUUUCA